GCCCGAUCGGUACUGCGCAUGUGCGAGAUGAGAUCCGCGGGAAGAUGGCGGAGUGAGAAGUAACAACGUUGCAGGCUCGUAGAAAAAGUUUAGAUUUUAGUCCUUGACUGUAAAACUGACAGGCAAUAGCUUAUUCAUGAUACACUUUAAGUUAUUAUAGAAGCUUAAAUAGUCACAUUUUACUUUAAUUCUCCAGUUACCAACACUUUUGACAUAAAGUGCCUGCUAGCAUGACCGACCACGAUUACAACUUAAAAGUUCUCCGUGAGGCGUGUGACGACUCGGAUAUUGAGGACAUGGAAGCGGACAACUCUAAGGGACACAAAAUAAAUCGGGACCACACACCAACUAAAGGACCGAAUCCAAAGAAAUCGAAGGUUCACGGCGAAACACAAAUGGCAGAGGAUAGCAACAGCACCAUUCUCCAGGCAAUUCAAGUCUUAUCCGGAAAAAUGGAUGAACAGACAGAGCUGUUAAGAAAGUUUGAAAAACGCAUUGAAGCAAACACUGAAGCAGCUAAAGAAAAUAAGAAAGACAUUUCUGCUCUUCAGAAAAAGUUUGAUGAUCUUCUAAAAGAUAACACUUUACUACGUAAGUCUGGCGAGGAGCAAGCCCGCUACAAACGGAGGUGGAAUCUGAGGAUGAAUGGUCUGCCUGAAAAAGAAGGAGAAAACACAAGAGAAGCUGUGAUCGGGAUACUCACAAGAGUUGUUCCGCUGUCUGUGGAGAAGCUGCGUGACUCAGUGGACACUGUCCAUCGGCUGGGUAUGAAGGGUAAUGCAGCUACUUCCAACAACACACCGCGGUCAAUCAUCAUUCAGUUCGGGAUGAGGACUGUUCGUGACGAGAUCUGGAAAAAGUCCAAAGAUGCGAGAGUCUGCAGCGAGAUGCACAUUCGUUUCAAAGAGGAUUUCUCCAAGGAGGACCGGGAGGCUCGCUCCAAGCUGUGGCCACUGGUUCAAGAAGCCAGGAGAAAGGGGAAGAGAGCCUUUUUGAAGGAAGGCUUCGCGCUGAUUGACAACAAAAGAGUGGACCCGGAAUAAAGUGAAAAACACCGCAGUAAUUAACUGGAAGGACAGGGAGCAGGUUUUCUGUCCUCAGUAGGUAUGCUGAAGUUCUCAGUUUGAGUGUUUGAUUGGACUUGUCUCAGGUUAUAUUCAAAAUGUUGUGAGCUAUUGCACUAAAUAUGUUUGUUAAGGGCUACGUUACUCACUCCUGCGCAUCGAUAUAACAUUCCUUUGCGCAUUUUCUUAAAGAUUCUAUCUUUGCUCUUUCAAUGUUAUCUUUCAUAUCCUUAAAUGCUAGGGGGCUAAAAAACAAUGUGAAACGUAAGGCAAUUUUUCUUUUUUGUAAGGAACAAAAAGCAAAUUGUGUUUUUCUGCAAGAAACUCAUUCUGCAGAGGCAGACACUAAGUUCUGGAAAGUACAAUGGGGAGACAACAUUUUUUUCAGCCAUGGAACAACACAUUCGGCUGGAGUGAUGAUUUUAUUUAACAGGUUACCUGGAAAUAUAAUUGACCACAGGAGUGAUACAAACGGUCAUUGGCUAAUGGUUGUGACUGAUGUGAAUGGGUCUAAUUACAUACUGGUGUGUGUUUAUGGGUAUAACAGAAAGAUUCAAAACAAUAAUUUUCUUUCAAUCUUGUGCCAAAAAUUAGAGGAAUGGAAAGCACUUUAUAUGACUGAUAAGAUUAUAAUCGGAGGGGAUUUUAAUGUAGUUCCUGAUGAGUGGUUAGAUCGUCUUCCUUUAAGGGGACAAUGUCAUAAUUUUAAUGAUUCUAUUAUUCACUUGGCCUCUAAACUUAAUUUAACUGAUGUUUGGAGAAUAAAUAAUCCCUCAAAAUCACAAUAUACCUGGUUUAACUCUUCUAACAAUGGUCAGUGCUCUAGGCUCGAUUAUUGGUUAAUCUCUACUAGUUUAACUAAUAAUGUCUCAAAGUGUGACAUUUCAGCAUCACCUCUGACGGAUCACUGUGUCAUCUCUUUGUCCUUUUUACUAUGCAACUUCAGUCCCAAUCUUAACCCUAUAUGGAAAUUCAAUAAUAGUCUUUUGGAGAAUGCAGAUUUUUGUAGAGAGAUCAAACAACUGAUAAAAGAAACUCUGGCUUUGGAUAUGUCAUCUCUCAGUAAAUGGGAAUGGUUUAAAUUUAGUGUGAGACAGAUUGCGAUAAAAUCCUGUAAAUACUCUUCUAGAUUAAAGAAACAAAAACAACAAGAGAUGACAAGUGCAAUUAAUAAUUUAUGCCUUAAAGCUGAGUUAUCAUUGGAUGAGCAAAUUCAACUGAACAAUUUACAAACUCAAUUAGACAACAUGUAUUUGGAAAAAGCAAAGGGAGCUUUUAUUCGUUCGAGAGCCCGAUGGAUUGAGCAAGGAGAGAAAAACACUUCUUAUUUCUUCAAUCUUGAAAAGCAAAGACAAGUGAAAAAGAAAAUCCAAAAACUGAUUAUUAAUGAUGUCACUAUUGAAAAUCAAGACCAGAUAAAUGAAGAAAUUAGACUUUUUUAUAGCAAUUUAUAUAACUCAAAGUUUUCUAAAGAAAAUUGUGAUAACUUUUUUAGUAAAAUUACAGAAUUCAAAAAGACAAUAGAUUAUUCUUUUAAACAGUAUAUGGACGAUGGACUAAAAAUUGAAGAAUUAGAUAGUGCAUUACUGCAAAUGUCUGGUGGCAAAUCACCAGGGCUGGAUGGUUUAACCAUAGAGUUUUAUAAAUGUUUUUGGUCAGAUGUGCGAGAAAUGCUUUAUAAGGCGUUCACAGAUUGCAUUUCAGCAGGAAACCUUUCGCCAACCAUGAAACAUGGCCUUAUUACCUUAAUUCCAAAACCAAAUAAAAAUAAUCUUUUGUUGGAUAAUUGGAGACCUAUUACCCUGUUAUGUAAUGAUUACAAACUUUUAGCACAUGUUUAUGCUAACAGGUUAAACUCGGGUCUGAAUCAACUAAUAGAUGAAUGUCAAUCAGCCUUUAUAAAGGGCAGAAGUAUUCAUAACCAUACCAGACUGAUAUUGGAUAUGCUUGAUUACCAGGAGUUUAUUGAUACUGAAGGUCUCGUACUAUUUCUGGAUUUUUACAAGGCUUUUGAUACUGUUGAACAUUCCUUUUUAAUGGAAACUCUGACAUUUCUGGGUUUUGGUGAACAUUUCUGCAACAUAAUUAGGAUGCUCUACUCGGACAUUUAUAGUUCUGUAUCUUUGAACCCUGGAAUGAGCCCUAGGUUUAAGGUUUUACGUGGUAUUCGACAGGGUUGUCCUAUUUCCCCCAAAUUAUUUAUUCUGACCACCCAAGUAUUAACAACGCUUAUUAUAAAGAAUCACAAAAUAUUAGGCAUUACCCUCUUUGACAAAGAGUUCAAAAUUAGUCAAUUUGCGGAUGACACAUCCAUUUUCCUAAAGAAUAAAUCUAUGGUAAAGGAAACUCUUAACACAAUUUCAAUUUUUUCAAAAGCAUCAGGGUUAUCUCUUAAUCUUUCAAAAUGUGAAUUACUCCCUAUCCAUUCAUGUGAUGAUUCCACUAUUGACUCUAUUAGAGUGGUACCUGAGGUGAAAUAUUUGGGAAUAACAUUAUCUAAAAAUUAUAUCAGGAGAGAAGAUCUUAAUAUUUGUAACCGUAUCACAGAUAUGAAGAAAUCUCUCAGUCGUUGGUUAACUAGAGAUCUUACUAUUUUUGGCAGAGUUCUUCUUACUAAAGCAGAAGGUAUAUCUAAACUUAUUUAUCCAUGCCACUCAUGUUUUGUCUCUUCGGCUAAUAUAAAAAAAGCCAACUCAAUUAUUUUCCAAUUCUUGUGGAGAAAUAAAACUCACUACAUUAAAAAGUCACAGCUUGUUAAAGAAUAUGAUAAAGGCGGAAUUAAAGCUUUAGACUUUGAA
Molecule: messenger RNA, 3862 nt
Organism: Trematomus bernacchii (emerald rockcod)
Lineage: Eukaryota; Metazoa; Chordata; Actinopteri; Perciformes; Nototheniidae
Exons: 2
Coding region: 231-1043 (270 amino acids)
Source: RefSeq, a predicted model, not a curated record